AUGGCCACAAAAACCGACUUCUCAACCCCCGACAUACCUCAAUCCACCGCUACAUUCUACGUCUCAGCCUGCACACGCAUCAACGCCCCUGCAAGCCUGGUCUUCCGCACCCUGCGCAACACCGAGACCUGGAAAGAUUGGAAUCGCUGGAUCCCGCGUGUAGCAAUCACGUUUCAACCGGAUGACGAAGAUGACGCCACGCUAGCCGAAAUCGAGGAGUUGGUGAGAAACACUUCCAUCGCGGUGAAUUUUGAUUCCGACAUCACCGACGGAGCAGUUAUGCCCGGCCCGCCAGUCGAGCACUCUACGGCGUUUAGGAGGGGAAGCGGCGGUGGUUUGAGUGUAGGGAACGGAGGUGCCAGACGCUCACAUAGCAUUGAGCGGCCAAGUAGCCCACCACCCGUGACAAGGCAAAGGUUAGCCAGCAAUGCCAGCAGGUUCUCGGGAAUCUCACAGAACAGCGUGGACGGGCCCUCACGAAACAACUCAACCACAAAUGCCAACGGCACUGGUGCGUUGUCCGCAGCCCAAAAGUAUCAAGCCGCGACCGAAGCACGCAGGGCGUCCCUAUCCUCGGGCCAAUCACCUCCUCCACCUACAGACCAAACCACAAACGCCAAUUCCGUCCUGCUCGAGUCUCCCGGGAAUGCCUCUCUUCUCAUGCCAGCACCUGCCAAUACCCAAUCGACCGCCCUCGCGGCCAAAGCUUCGCGGCGCAAAUCCGCCACUAGCACCCAGCACCGGAGACAGCUACAUAUCAACGCUCUUUACGGCGAACCCUCUGUGCGGAUCCAGCUGGGUACCAAGAUGAACCUGUACAUGAGAAUAAAGCUACCCCACAGCCAAGAGAUGAGGGAACAGGGUGUCGUCGUUACCGAAGUCUCGCGUCCGGACGACCCGCAGGACGAACCCGGAAGCCGGGCUGCCGCCCUGAUGCGCACCCAGACGCAUACGACCUCGAUAUCCGGCGUGUACAGACUCGUGUGGACCAGCAUCAACUCCUACAACCCGCCCAAGAGCUACCCGCGUUUCUUGUUUCAUACGCAACGCGUCCACGAAAUCAGACCGUACACCAGCGGUGACGGCAAGGAAAUGUGCGAGUACUGGGACUGGGAGUGCCAAAAGGGCAUGUUGUCAAAGAGGAACAAGAAGGAGAGCGCGUACAUGGAGGAGAGGAUGGCGGAGUGGGGCAGAAGAUUGGGCGAGUUCUGCGAGAGCAUGGGCGGCGCGGUCGAGAGGCGGGAUUUCGUUGGAUGA
Fonsecaea multimorphosa CBS 102226 is the source of this 1257-nucleotide messenger RNA. RefSeq lists its product as uncharacterized. The transcript has a single exon. Bases 1 to 1257 code for a protein of 418 amino acids. Lineage: Eukaryota; Fungi; Ascomycota; Eurotiomycetes; Chaetothyriales; Herpotrichiellaceae. The record is from RefSeq and is a predicted model, not a curated record.